Molecule: messenger RNA, 8903 nt
Organism: Seminavis robusta
Lineage: Eukaryota; Bacillariophyta; Bacillariophyceae; Naviculales; Naviculaceae
Source: the annotation of a GenBank genome assembly
UGGCUCAACCUACCCGACCAAGAAAUCAACUCAAAAAGCUUUCUCUCAGUCUUUUUUUCUUUCAAAGAAACAAAAACACAAAUCUUUCUCUUUGCUGCAGCUACUGCUUGUCUUCGAUACAAACAGAAACAGAACAACAACAACAACUCAUUUGACCAUGCCUGAACUGAACCGGCCUGAUCCUGCGACUCGGGACGCCUCGGGAGGUGCCAACCCUCCCCAGAGCAAACUUUCUCGUGAUCCCUCGGUGGGCACGGCGAAUUUCCAAUACGAUAAUUCUCCCACCCUCAUCAACCCGGGCCAUCGCGAGCCUUCGGCGGGUGACGCUCCUGGAGGCGGCAGUGUCGAUGUCGACGAUUUCGGCUCCUUUGCUCCCAGCACGGCAUCGCCAGGAGGUGUUCCCUUGCCGGCCGUGGUGGCGCGUGCGCUUUCGGGUGGAGGCCACACCCGCGCCGGUGGUGGCCAAGCCCCCAUGGGACGUCCCAAUUUGGGCAACCGUCAGUCGACCCGCAAGUUGUCGACGGUCCAAUUUCGGACCAUUGCGGAGGAUGUCUCGGUCGAUGGCAGCUACUUUAAUGUGGAAGACCGUACCAUCAAUGUGGAAGAAGAAACCCACAAGGAAGUGUCGGAAUUUUCCGUCAUUUCCAAGGCGAGUCGGGUCUCGAGUCUUCCCAUGGCGGCGGAAAAUCGAGAUUUCUUUGAAGGCGAAGACGGAUACCGCGAUGUCUUGCAGGAUUUGGACGAAAAAAUCAAGAAAUUGGAAAAGGACGGACGCAAAGAUUGGGCGGAAGCGCGUUCGGAAUUGACCAUGCUAGGUGCCUUUUGGCGUUGGUUUUUGCGCACAUUCAUUCUCUGGACCAAUGAUGCCAUUAAUCGUCUCCGCUUUACCCGUGGAUUGCAGGAUUGGUUGCCCUUUCAGAUGAUUUACGAGUCCUUUUUGAUCAAUGGUGUCAUUCGAGGAUGGGAUUUGGACUCGCGUGGAAAGGACAAGGCCGAUUUGAGUCGAGCCUUUCGCAACCGCAAUGUCAGUCGCGCCAUGGUCCAGAAUUACAACUCCACCUACGAUCGCGUCUACCAUUGGUGUACCGCUGUCAGGUGGAAUCGUUGGUUUGAUAUUUUGAGUCAGUUCCCCUUUUUGGGAUGGUUGGGUUUUGCGGCUUCGGAGAACUUCCCGUCCACCAAGAGUUUUGCCAUUCGAGCCAUUGUCCGUGGUCUGGGUGUGGAGGGUCUUUGGAUUACUCGUGCCCUUACCGGGAAUUUGCAAGGUUUGACGGUCCAUGCCGGAGAGGAGACUCCUGCUCAAAACUUGGCGGCCGAAUCCACCGACUUUGAACAGCUCAAUCGCGAUCAGUUUGGCUCUCAUUUUGGACGCAUCAAGACCAACGAAUUUCGAUUGGAACAUCGUUUGCCUACGGAUGAAUCGAUUGUGCGUACAUUCAUGAGCAGUCCGGCUUCCACCAUGGCCAAUAAUGGAGUCGAACAUGUCUUGCGAUGCUUGGCUAAGCAUUGGCAUAACAUGUUGUAUCAGGAGAAUGGUAACUUUGCCCAUCAGCGCAUGGAACAGUUGGAUCCAUUCAUCAUUUUGCGUUUCCACAUGCCUGCGGUCUUGGUCACCAUGUCCAACUUGCGUGGACGCAAUACCUGGGAUUCGCAACAUUUGGGACCCUUUAUUCGAGAGCUCCAAGAAUUCAACCCGGCCAAGGCGGCCAAGAAUUACAGGCCUGGUGAUGAUGACGAAGAAAAGAAUUUGGGUGGAAACUUGUCGGAAGAAUACAAGGCCAUUAUCGGUGCUUGUGGCGCGGCCCGCAGGUUGGUCAAGAAACUCAAGGCGGAGAUUGUCUACCCGGUUUGUGCCGGAAUUCCUUCUCGAUUGAUCCCCUUUCGCAGUUGGUUGGAAGCCAUUCGCGAGGCGUUGACCGAGCUCGAAGAAGAGGCCAAGCAGGUGUCAGACUUGGUCCAGUCGGUGGAACGAGGUAUUCGAAUUGGAUACAGUAUCUUGAAGGUCAUCAACUGGUCCUACGAGAGUGACGCUGUGUUGGCCAAUGCGGUUGUGCAGCACAUCCAGGGCACCGGCAAGGAGACCAAGGGUGUGUCGAAACUUUGCAUUACCCGUGCAUUGGCUAUCUUGGCUCCCAAGGAUUACCGUACUCUUUACGAAUUGAUCCAACAGAAGAUGACCAAGAACACCCCAUGCACUUUGCUCUUGGGCAGGACUGUGACUUUGUUGAAGCGUGAGCUCUGGCGCAAGGAAAUGGAUGAUCGCAUCAAGGGGCUCUCUCGUGGCAGUCCUGUCACUCCAGACUCCUGCGUUAAAAACAAGUGGUACUGGGUUGGAACCACCGACCCAAACACCAACGAGAAGAGCUGGAGAGUCUGUCUCUUUACCCAGCGCAGCCGUGUCACCAAGCGCAUGCGUUUUGUGGAUGUGGAUAUUAACUUCCCCGUCACGUACGACCAUAACAAGGUGGAGCUUCUCACGUACAUUCCAGUUGCGGAGGCCAUUUCGCGAGCCCAAAAGGUCUUUAUGACCGUCGAGUUGGACCAUGGCAGGAAGUUCACCUACAAUUGCUUUAUGGAAUUUGGUGACCCCGCGAGCGCUGAUUCGAUGCGCACAAGGCUCCGUCGAUUGAUCACUGUUGCUCAAUUGCAGUGCUACGAAAUGGACAGUGCCCGUCUCAACACCUUGACCGAGAUGAAGAAGACGGCGCAGUCGGCUCUGAGCCCUCCAGGCCAAGACAAAAAGCCGCCACAGAAUGUUAUGGUGGUCGGAGGAGGACCCACCGGAUUGUUGAUGGCUGUUCAUUGUGUUCAGAAUGUCUUGAUGAGUGGCGGACAAGUCCGAGUCUACGAAGAUCGUGAUGCUUACGACAAGGAGGCAGCGACGUAUGAGCGUGCCCAGAUUGUUCGUCUCGAUUCCAGGCAAAUGGCCAUGUUGCGUUACCAUUUGGGAACCAGCUUUGAAGACAUCUUCAUCCCUCUCAGCGGAGAAACCGACCCUCACCUCGGAAACACCAUCCCGUCCCAAGGUUUCGUUGAGGUCACCAUCAAGCGUUUGGAGUUCAUGUUGCAAGAGGAACUCCUUCGUCUCAACUCGAAGGAUUUGCUUGCUUUCUACACGAAGAGUCGUAUCGACAUUGACGUUGAGAAGGCAUGGGCCUACAAGGCUGGCAAGGCGUUGAAAGAGGACGAUCAAGUUUUCCUUGAAGGUCAUCCCGGUGUGUGGAAGGUCAGGGAAUUUGUCUUUGAAGAACAACUCCGAAAGGAUGAUGUGCAAGUCGGUGGAGCGUACGACAUUCGUCCCCGCGGUGACGACAAGGUUCGCGCCUUCAAGCUCGACGAGAAGGAUUCGGAGCUUGACCACUACCACUUUGUGUCUCAAGACCCCAAAAUUCCAGACAUUGCCGGCUGCUUCCGUGAUUUGCCACCAGUCUAUGCCUCCGGCAAAGGACGCAUCGAUCCUACCACCGUUAUCUUUGAGAGCAUCGCCAGAGGAGGCGAGGUCCCUCAGAUGGAGAUCAUGCCGUAUGACGACGUCGCCAAGAAGAAGUUGCGCUUGAACGUCACUGAUUCCCACGUGAUCGUCGCAGCGGGAAAACCGAAAGAUAAGAACUUGAGCCCCAAGGACUUGAAGCGAGGAAUGAAGUACGACAUGAUCGCUCCCGAGGAUGGGCAGCCCAGACGAUUCCUGCUCGAGAAAGUUGGAGACGACCAUUACACGUUCGUCGCCCAGGAAGCCGGAAUUUCUAACAUUGUUGGCAAAUAUUCCAGCCUGCCUCCGAUUUUUUCGACCAAAAACACUCAUUUCCACAUCACCACGGACGAGCCCUACGCCGUUUGCUGCAUCGAAGGGUUGAAGAUCUCCAUGGGCAUGCACUUGCUCGGCCAGCAGCGAUGGGGACCGGGUGUUUGGGAUGAUGUUCGAAGUGUCAACGAUCAAAACACCCGAAUUGUUGGAGACUUCACGAAGAGUGUUGCUCUGGUCCCAACCGUCGACAGGAUGAUGGAGAAGCUUGAUAAGAGCAAAGUCUGGAUUGCUCACUUUGACCACAUCGCGGACAACUUCGAAACCGGCCAGCAAGUUCAGAAUGUUGCAUCCCGUCUGAAGAUGAUGAUGGGCAAAAUGAAAGCUUACGGGUUCAAGCGUGUCCGUCUGCAAACUCGCUUCUUUGAGCUCGGAAUGAACUAUUAUUUGGGUAUGGAAUUUGCAAGAGAAUUCGACAAGCUGAAGAACGAUGCUGCCAAGGAACUGGUGAAGGAUGCCCGUGAGCACGCUCCGCAGGCAACCAAGACAGCCGUGGCAAGGCUGCGUUUUUCGAUCAUGCACGCCAUAGAUCGGCUGUGGUAUGAAGCCUGUUUGGAGGUCAUCCAGGAGGGUGAUGUCUACAAUCCAGGCGGUCGAGCAAAUAUUCCACAACUCUACACAAUUGAUUCCCCUCUGGAGGACAACCUAGGUGAUUUGCCGGUUGCGGAAGCCUGUGUGCUCGCACGCCGCCCUUGGGUUGUCACUGGGGCUGAUGGCGCCAGCGUCAUGGCACGGUUGGAAAGUGGGCAGAAGUCGUUCCCAUUGCCGGUUGACACCCCCGUCAAUGAAUUGAAGAGGGACACAAAGACUACCCUCAAGUCCCUCAAAAACAACGACCGAUUCAUUCCGCUGGCCUCUUUUGAGAUCCUUUUCAGGGCUGGUGGCUACUCUAUCGUGCGCAACACUUCUGGUUUCAUCGUCAAGAUGCCAAACGAUGUGAAGGUUCACAGGCUCAGCGACUUGAGCAGAGGUGUCGACGGUUACUCCGAAUCCAAGGUUGCCCUUGCGGCUUUCCCUGUGGCCCAUGUCGUCUGUAACCGCGCAGUGAAGCUGAAUGUCAAGACACCAAAAGCCCUCGAAGGCUACAUGAUGGCCUUCGUUGGAGAUGGACAGGCGUCGCCCCAUUUCAUGCGAUACAGUGGUUUGACCGGUGCCUGCAUCAACUGUAUGUCAUUCAACAACAUGAUCGGUCAGGCGGUUGCUGGAAUUGACUACAAGGCCCGCGUCCAGCGAUACGGGCUUGAAACGAACUGGAGCAAUGGCGAAGUUGUUCAGCGUGGAACUGGAGCUAACUACGGAGAGGACGGAUUCCUCAGGCCGGGUUUCACAUACACACUCCUGGUUGACUACCUCUACCAGAAGGCCCAAGAGUACCACGAGACCGGCCUCAUCAUGGAGCAAAAUAUUCUCUCUCGUGACUGGAAGAUCAAGAUGGCCGCGUCGCUGGUGCCUCGUGGGUUGGAAAAUGACUCGGUGUACCUCAGCGCCAUGAUUGGGGAGUUGCGCAACGUGCUGAAGCAGAAGUUCGAAGAUGGCGUCAAGUUAGAGAUGAACAUGAACGAUAUGAACGAAACCGAGAUGAGCCGCAUCGAUUCUGACUUGGAUUUGUACUUUGAAGCCUUCAAAGGGACGUCCCCAGCCCUUGAAAGGUAUUCUUCGGACACUAGCAUGUUCAUCAAAUUCACCACCGACGCCUUGGCAGACGCGAUCAACUACUCCUUGGAGUUGCGCGCCGACAACAAGAGAUUCACCUCGGAGAUGUUCACUCAGCCCAAGCCCGUUGACUCCAUUGUUGAUGACUUUGCUGUGGAAGCUCAGAACUUUGCCAACUCGUUGACGCAGUCAGUCGCCUUUGCCGUCGCUGCUGCGGGGUUGGCUGUUGUGGACGGCGCUGGAGCAUGGGCAUCGUUGGUUUCUGGUCUUUUCAGUAUCUGGUUUGCCUUCGGGACCAUGACCAAUGUUUCCCGUUACAAGAAUCGAAACGAGGAGCAUAGGCGCUACUACGCCGAGAAGAAGUUUUUGAAGGUCCAGAAGGCUGUCUUUUCUUUGUUGCGCCGAGACCAGCGAGAGUCAAUGAUGUUCGAAGAGAAUCCUUAUGCUGUGGACCUAGACAACCUGGCCAACGAAUUCAUCUACAAGGCCGGGUACUACGGCUAUUCCGAUGCUGUGGUCCAAUCCUUCAAAGAUGCGUACGCAGAAUUCAAGGCAGCGAUCCACAAUGAUGGGGCUGCCGCGAAAUUCAUGCGAGCUGUCGUCGGCGAUUUUAUCCCCAAAACUUUCCACGCGAACUCAUACCUCCAAGAACAGCUCGUCAUGAUCUACGCUGCUACCAAUGAGAUCCGACAAGGCAGAACCCAGGGUGGCCAAAUCCAGGGCGGCGAGACGGGGGAUGUUUUGGACAUGCUCAAGACUUUCAAGCCUAAAUUGGAGGCCUCGUUGGAGUCUCAAGCGAUUAGCUAUGGAUUCUUCAAACGCCGCAAGUUCAGCCAGUGGGCUGUUGUGGUAUCGAUCCGCUACUUCCUCUCCUUCUUCUUCCCUUGCAUCUGCGGCGGUGUUGGGUACCAGACCUCGAGAAUCCUGAACGCGAUGAGGAAGAUUCGUCCCGAUGGAUCAAGCAACAACUACCUCUUCAACCGCGCAAUUGUUGAUGUUCGAGACCUUUACCGUGCCACCACAGAGAGUGAAGUCGCGAGUGCCGUCUUCUUGAGUGGUGCCCUGGUUUUCUUUGCCGUCAGCAUUGUCACUGUCUUCCGUAUCAUUGCCUUGGCUUACGGUGAUGAUGUUCCAGAAGUGGUUGGUUACUUGGAAACAGCUGCCGGUUGGGCUGUUCUGCUGUCGUUUUAUGGUGCUUUCUUGGCACUCUUCCACUUCCUCCGCAAGCUCAGGCACUUGGUCGGUCUCCACUUUUCUUUGGGUCGCAACCAUGGCGGCCAGAUGAGCAAUGAAAUUUUCCAAGUCCGCUGGGUCACCUUUGUUCAAUUUUUGCUGACUUUGCUGCGCGUUGGGACGGUCGGCACCGCGUGUGUGGCCUUGCCUUGGGGUCUGAUCGAUCGGGAGUUCAUUGCAGAGACCGAUGACGAACAGUCGGACUUGCCUGCUUACAUCGCCGCACUUUCCGCCAUCUUGGCUAUCGUCUCCGUCUUCUUCUUCUUCCUUGUGGAGUUCUGGGUGCGCUAUGGAUUGGACCCCGCUAUUGGUCGCCGUGUCUUUGACCUUUUGAAGCCCAAGAUUGAGGAGAUCAAGACUUCCCUGGCUCCCAAAACUACACAGGCCGACAUUGAACCGUACCAGAACCUGGAGCGAGAGACUUGGGAAUACACAGCCCGUGAAUUCCUCCACGAAUUCCGAUUUGAUACCGUUGUUGCCGCAGACCGCUUUGGAAACAUCUUGCAGUAUGUGCAGAGCCAGUACCUGGAGGACAAGAAGUCAGCCUAAGUGAAGCGAGCUGUUUGGGUCGGUCUGUUUGCUCUCGAGUAUCUUAGCACUCGAGAGUGUUGCUGUUUUACAUGAAAUUUAUGCAUAUCACAACUCUCAGUUAGGAGAUAAAAUAACCUAUAUUAGGUGAAGUUUGUUAUUGUGAUCGAAUGGUUGCUGUAUUUUUUUGUUGCCGUGAGGCCCUUCUGCUGCUUGUGUUGGCGUUUGAUGCGUGCUAUUAGUGGAGCUGUGUAGGGCACCCAAGAAUGCCGUUGUACCGCAGGCAGGCUCGUAGGAAGCAAGCAAAAAGCAAAGUAACGCUACUGGCCAGCCAGCCAGAAUUCCACUGCAAUUCGUUUCAUCCCGGCUACAAUGAUACUGGAGUAGUAGCAGGGCUCCUUUAUGCCAGUGUCGCUCGGCUUCUUUCUGGUUUCCGAAACAAGAGCCAGUGGCGGCGUGAUAGUCUUCUACUAGCUACUGGUAGUAGAAGAUUGCAAGGACCAAUGCUUCACAGCUGGCGCAACAAGCAACGGUGGCUGAUCUGCAACGGCACUAUUAGCUACUCCAGGCCCCGUACCGGUGGCAAUUACUCAGUACACGUGCACUGGUAAUUGAUAGCUAGCUACUGGUACCAGUACCGGUACCACCUUCUAGCUAGCUACUAGCUAGUAGUCUAGUAGGUUUCGAGUCGCUCAUUAAUACAAAAGUUGUGUAGGCGAGCUAUAGCCUGCGCCAGCCAUAUCAUGUUCUUCAACGAACAGCCAACAGGACGCGAUAGUAAACCCCAUUUCAUCUGCAUAAUGCCGAAGGCCAUCUCCACCCUUAUGCGGCACUGGCUGGCGUAAAAGUUGAAAUUGUCGUAGAGUGGGAUCAGUUUGUCGGAACCCUGGUACACCGGUACCAUGUGCUCCGUAGGGAUGUAUGCCGCAUCGCCAAUUACGCAAACACCGGUUGGAAGCGACUCCACCCAAUUUUGUAAAGCACAUUGCCGCAUAGCAUUACGGUCAUCCGAAACCCCGGGAGCGGCAUAGGCAAAGAAGAUGAACUGAGAAUGGUGGUCCGCUACGGCCUGGAUGUUUACUCCAUAGCACUGAUAGUGACCUGAGAAGAAGCUUCGGAUGUUGCCAGUUUCCUUCUUGGUCGGUACCCUGAUACGCAUAAGAUAGCCAUCGACGACACCAACACAGUUAUGUAUGGCAGCACCGUCCGAUAUCCCGGCAAAACCCUCCAUUGCAGUCUUUAUUUCCUGUUGAGUACGGGGGAAUCGAAUCUUCAACAGCGGACACUUGCACAAUGCCGUUAUUGUCUUCCAUAGUACUCGAUAGAAUGAACUACGGGAAAUUCCAGCAAUGUCUGUAAUAUCCAGGUAGGAGCCACCGGCCAAAUAUCGAAUCGUACAGUAGAGGCACAGUUCGGGGAUUAUUGAUCCACCCCUUCGCAUAGCUUGAGUCUCAUUUACAAGCAGGUCGUCGACUACAAACGAAAGCAGCUUGUCAAAGCUUUCUUUGCGCAUCCGAAGUCGUCUAGCAAAGGUCCCACGUUUCUGGUGUUUCUGGCAGUACCGAUCCCAAGACAACCUUUGUUCGAAAAAGGACGGCUCCCUUGAUUCGCCUGGUAGACACAGUAGAAGACCAACCAUAAGAAUAGAUAGCUGCAGAAGCAACGCCACAUCUUGUUCGUAUUCCUC